UUAGGUAUUUCUAUAAGAAAAAUUAAUUUAUAUUGCUUUAAAAUUGUAACUUAAAUAUGUUUUUAAGUGACUAACGGCAAUUAUUUCCUAUAUUCAUUUAAAAAAAUUUAUUAUUGAUUAUUAAACACAAAUUUGGGUCACCAUCUUACAGCAUAAUGCAUAGCAUUGAUAUUUCAUCAACGGAAUAUUAUAAAUAAACGUUCAAUUUUGCUGGAUGUAAACCAUAUAUUUAUUAUAAAUUUCAUAAAAGAACUACCUGAACUAAUUUUUUAUAUAUAAAAUAUAAAAAAAAAUUCGAAUUUAUUUUUGUUUUUACUUAGAAAAUAACGUUUAAACUUAAAAAUAUUGUGUAUAUAAAGACAAUUCUAUUCGAUUUCGUAGAAAAUAUAAGCCCUAUUGCAUGAUGAAAUGCGAAUGUGUAAACAAAAUACUUGAGAAAGUUAUAAUAGCUGACGAAAGAGCAAAUCGAUGCAUGAAUGAUAUUUAAGAUCAUUCUUAUCAGAUAGACGGUCUGAAUAUAAAUCGUCGAUAUUAUGCGUCAGAAGACAAGCAAAUUACUAAUGAGUCAAUAAUCAUACUUUGAUCAUGAAUAACGGCUUCGAAAAAGUAUCAACAAGAGCAGUGAUGCAGGAAUAUUGGAAGAAUUUUUCUCCGAGUAAUGAAAGUAUGAUGUUAGAUCCUAAUGCUGAGAUUUUAGGACCCGAAGAACAACUGGAAAUUUUGUCAUAUUUACCCGAUUUAAAAGAGAUGGAAGUGCUAGAACUAGGAGCAGGAAUUGGUCGAUUCACUGGCGAUUUGGCUAAGAGAUCUAAAAAUGUAACUGCGGUUGACUUCAUUGAUGACUAUAUUAAAGAAAAUAAGAAAAAACAUUCGUCUCUUCAGAAUAUUAAAUUUAUGAGAGCUGAUGUUACAGAAUUAGAAUUUAGUGCUAAAAAAUUUGAUAUGGUAUUCAGCAAUUGGUUAUUUAUGUAUCUGAAUGAUAAAGAAUGCGUUUCUUUAGUUCAGAAAGUGAUAAAAUGGCUAAAACCAGAUGGUUAUUUAUUUAUUAGAGAAUCCUGUUAUAAGUCAUCUGGUGGGAUCAAGAGGUCCACAAAUCCCACAUUCUAUCGAAGUCCUGCUACUUAUAAUGCUUUAUUGCAAAGCAUCAGGUUAAUACCACAAAUUUAUUCUCCUUUACAAGAAUCUCAGUCCUGGGAGUUGAGAGUCCUGAAUGUCAGAUCACUACGAACUUACAUCAAGUAUAAGCAGAAUCCCUGGCAAGUUUGCUUUCUUUCUGUUAAAAUGUCUGGAGAACAACUCUCUUCAGCAACAACUCAUGACAACUUUCAACACUUCUUGGAUCAACAACAGUAUAGUCGAAGAGGUGUUAGGAGGUACGAAUGGAUUUAUGGAGAAACAUAUUUAAGUACAGGUGGAUUAGAGACUACAAAGGAAUUUGUUCAGUUAUUAAGACUUAAGCCUGGCAAUAAAGUUCUUGAUGUAGGUAGUGGGUUAGGAGGACAUGAUUUUUAUAUGGCAAAGAAUUUUGGAGUUACAAUUCAUGGAGUUGAUUUAUCUGUAAAUAUGAUGUCAUUAGCUUUGGAACAUUUGGCUAAACGGCCAGAAUUAGAAUCAAAAAUACACUUUGAAAUAUGUGAUAUUACUCAGGCUGAGUUUGAACCAAAUACAUUUGAUGCAAUUUAUAGUAGGGAUACUUUACUCCACAUUGAAAAUAAAUAUGAAUUAUUUCAGAAGUUUCUGAAAUGGUUAAAACCUGGUGGUAGGAUCUUAUUUUCUGAUUACUCUCGUGGAAAUAAAGAACAUACCGAAGAAUUUAAAGAAUAUAUUAAACAAAGAGGUUACCACUUACUUACUCUUGAAGAAUAUGAAAAGUUGUUGAAUGAUGUUGGAUUCAUAAAUGUUAAUUGUAAAGAUGGAACAGAAGAGUUCCUUCAAGCAUUGAAAAAUGAAUUGAAAAAACUACAUUCAGAAAAAGAAAAUUUUCUUUUGGAGUUUACAGAAGAGGAUUUUAAAUACUUAAAUGACGGUUGGAAUGCCAAAAUAUUAAGAGCACAAAACAAAGAUCAAACAUGGGUGCUGUGUUAUGGAGAAAAAGCUAAAUAAUAGACCAAUUUAUUAUUCUUUAAGUCAUUUUUUAUGUUUAUAUUUUAAAUAUGAAAUAUUUAAUUAUAAUGCACAAUGCAUAAUAAUGAAAAAUA
This is a messenger RNA of Centruroides sculpturatus (bark scorpion), 2198 nucleotides long. Its product is annotated as phosphoethanolamine N-methyltransferase 3-like. The transcript has 12 exons. Lineage: Eukaryota; Metazoa; Arthropoda; Arachnida; Scorpiones; Buthidae. Bases 586 to 2103 code for a protein of 505 amino acids. The record is from RefSeq and is a predicted model, not a curated record.